Messenger RNA from Telopea speciosissima, 881 nucleotides. RefSeq names its product CST complex subunit STN1. Gene Ontology annotation, biological process: nucleotide-excision repair; double-strand break repair via homologous recombination; DNA replication. Gene Ontology annotation, cellular component: DNA replication factor A complex; chromosome, telomeric region; site of double-strand break. The record is from RefSeq and is a predicted model, not a curated record. The coding region runs from base 339 to 839 and encodes 166 amino acids. Lineage: Eukaryota; Viridiplantae; Streptophyta; Magnoliopsida; Proteales; Proteaceae. The transcript is spliced from 2 exons.
UGGAUUUCUUCAUAUACCCUUGGGUCAUCUCCACCUAACAGCUUUAGUUUUUGUGUUGAACACUUGAACUCCCAAGUUCAUGAGCUAUCACACUUCUUAAACCUUCGUCUGUUCAUCUAUUCUACCUUCUAAAAGUGAUUCUUUGGCUUUUGCUAUAGCAGGUUUUGAAACCCAUAGAAAGCUGGAUGUACUUCCUGCCAUUUUAAAGCUACUUUGGAAAGCAAUAAAAAAAGAAACAGCAUUAAUAUCGUUGGAGCAGCAAGCGUGAAAUCAAACACACCCUUCUUUUGUGAUUCAGUUCUUAAACCCAAAACGCGGAGAAGAAAGUAAGAGCUCUAAUGGAUCCGAUGCAGAGUACUUAUGUAAAGCUCCUCGCCUUUGAUUUCUUGUCCCUCUCUGUAAAGUCUUCCUUAUCAUCGUCUUCUUCAGAUCCUAUUUGUUUCUACCGAAAGGGCAGGCCAGUCUCGAGAACUGAAACAUUAGGAGUGGUGGUGAGCCGAGAGCUAAAGGGCAAGUUUUUGAAAUUUCUCAUUGAUGAUGGCACUGGUUGUGUCCCAUGCAUCCUUUGGCUUAACCAUCAUGAUUCUCCUUACUUCUCUAGGCACAACCCUUCAGAUGUUCAAAUCCUGGCUAAGAUGGCUGCCCAACAUGCAUCAGAUGCCCAAUUGGGUGUCCUUGCUAGAGUGCGUGGACGAAUCACUGCUUAUAGAGGAAAUUUGCAGAUUACAGUCUCUGAUGUUCUCAUUGAAAGGGAUCCUAAUGCUGAGAUCCUACAUUGGUUGGAUUGCAUUAAAUUGGCUUCUAAGUGCUAUGAUGUUCGCCCACACCAAAUUUGCUAGAACACCAACAAUGAAUGCGCACUUCUUACCAUUGGGCCUCUC